Molecule: messenger RNA, 796 nt
Organism: Musca domestica (house fly)
Lineage: Eukaryota; Metazoa; Arthropoda; Insecta; Diptera; Muscidae
Exons: 2
Coding region: 383-691 (102 amino acids)
Source: RefSeq, a predicted model, not a curated record
CCGUAUACUGCAGUGAAUGAAAUCAAUGUACGACACAGCCAAACAAAGCUACUUCUACUUCUUUUAGUGCCCCAUGUCCCAUGAUAUGGGAUGACAUGGUACAAUGACCACAAUGGUCCAUAUUCUGCCAAUCCAUAUACAUUUUUGUAUUUGUUUUGAAUAAACAGCAGAUGCAUAUUUUCAUAUUUUGCGGUAAAACAGGGACCAUUUGUUAUUUAUCUUUUGUUCCUUGAUUGACACAGUUAUCUUGGAAGGGGGGUAGGCCAUGCUAUCAUGUGUUAAACUGGAGGCGAAGCAGUGCUUCGUUAAUCAAAUUCAAUCAUGACUAUAAGCGUUCCUUGGGUUCUUACUAAGCUUUGCGUUGUAUUUCAUUUUCAAAGGAAUGCCACCUCCAAGACGUUGCUGCAUACCAGUGUGCGAUAAUUCAAAAAAUGGCAACAGCAAACACAUUUUCCAUGCUGUAAAAAAUGGAUGGAAACCAAUGUUGAAAAAUCUUUAUGGAAUAAGCUGUAAUGGUGGCUCAAAAAUCUGCGAAAAACAUUUUGAGGCAAGCAUGUAUGCUAAUAUGAUGACUGGAUCCAAGCGUCUGCUAUCGACAGCAGUACCUAGUCUGCAGUUGCCACCUCCACUUGCCUUCAAUACAGUAGAUGUUGAGACGACAGCUAUGACCAUCGAUGAAUCCCCCUUUUAGUCAUAUUCUUCAUUAUUUGCAUUUAAAGUUAAAAACGCUGGUUCACUUAUGAAAACUCGGCUUAAGUGAAACAGGGUUUCCACCUUCGUCGGUAAGGACUGAUGU